AUGUUAUAUUUAACUGGAAGAGACACCAUUCACAGAAAAUAUAAUGUGAAUGAAGCACCCCUGAGUGCCAUUCACAGAACAUACAAUAUGAAUGGUGCCUCCUGGAGUUGUGCUUUGCCACCUUGGUGCUAGGGCUAAGUGCUCAGGAAAUGUUUGUCAAACGAGUGAAUGAAUAGAAUCCAAUUUUACUUCCAGCUCAUUCCACCUCCAAAGGUAAAAAUUGACCAGGGGUGAAGAGAGUGGAGAGGAGGAAAGGCAGUCAUUAAUCUACACACACACUAAUUAUGCAUCUAGCUACAAGGCGUCAAUGCUCCAAUGAGACGAGUGUGUGUGUUUGUGCUGGUGGUAGUGUGGGGAGGAGGGAUGAUACUAAAGCGAGUGUUCUCCUAUUCCCAAAGAUCCUCCUGUUAAUUUUUCUUGAAAUAGCACACCUCUCCUAUCUCAGCGUGGUCUGAAUCACAGUGGUGAUUUGACAGCCCUGGUUUGGCACCCAAAUUCUUACGAUGAAUUACGUUGUUCAUUUACUUAAAAAAACAACAAACACAAAAGCAAAAACAAACAGAAAAACAACGCGUUCUUAGCGAGCGCCUACCCUGAGGCAAAUUCUGUACUAGUGCUGGUAGUAGAGUGGUAAACAAGACAAAGAGACCACUGUGUGUUAUAGCACCCUCCAGGUAUUAUCACCCGCAGAAGUAGUGUUUGAGACUAAAAGAAUCAUUAGGAGUGAUAGCAAGAGUGAUACAGACGAGGUAGAGCCACGGGGCUUGAGAGACAUGACCCCUUGAAGGGAGUCUGGGGCAGACGAGUGAGGGAGACCAGUAGGCAGGGGCCAGAUCUUGCAGGGCUUGUGGAGUUAUGAUUUUAUCUUGAGGCAAGUGGGAGCCAGUAAAGAAUUUUAUGAAGGAGGAUGACACGGUCAACUUUUAAUUUUUGGAAAUAGAGCAUGGGCUGGAGGGGUAUAAGUAGAAGUGGGGGGAUGUGUUAAGAGGCUAAUGCGGCUGCCUCGACGACAGAUGAUGAUGUCUUUAAAUAGGAUGGCGGUGCCAGUGGAGAUGGAGAUAAAUGGACAGUUCCGGGUACAUUAGGGAGUGGAAACCCGACAGGGCUGGGGACAGAAAACUAGCCCUACAUAAAACUAGCCCUACCUCAAAUAAAGAGGCCCUGGAAAAGAAAGAAGACGGAUGUUGAUAAAAUACCACCUAUUUUGCUUCUUAACCCACCUGGUGUCUCCCCUCCCCUAACCCUGACGUCCGUUAUAUGCAGAUAACAUUAAGGCGAGGGGCGGGGCAAGCGCCCCAAAAAAUCCGGGAACGUUUAUUUAAACUGGGGUGGACUUCAGCGGAGAAUAGAUGAAAGAACACAAGGCACUUCCGGUUACUCCGGAAGUGAAGACUCCUAAGCUCCUCCGCCGGCGGAGGGCCAGGGUGAAGGGAUGGCUGGACGAACGGUGCGGCUGGUGCGGCUGGUGCUGCUGGCUGGGGCAGCCGCACUAGCAAGCGGCUCCCAGGGUGAUCGCGAGCCGGUGUACCGCGACUGCGUGCUGCGGUGCGAGGAGCGGAACUGUUCGGGGGGAGCACUGAAGCACUUCCGCUCCCGCCAGCCAAUCUACAUGAGUCUAGCAGGCUGGACCUGUCAAGAUGACUGUAAGUAUGAGUGUAUGUGGGUCACCGUUGGCCUCUACCUCCAGGAAGGUCACACAGUGCCUCAGUUCCAUGGCAAGUGGCCCUUCUUCCGGUUCCUGUGCUUCCAAGAACCAGCUUCUGCUGUGGCCUCUUUCUUCAAUGGCCUGGCCAGCCUGGUGAUGCUGUGUCGUUACCGCACCUCCGUGCCAACCUCAUCCCCCAUGUACCCCACCUGUGUGGCCUUCGCUUGGGUCUCUCUCAAUGCUUGGUUCUGGUCCGCAGUCUUCCACACCAGGGACACCGACCUCACGGAGAAAAUGGACUACUUCUGUGCCUCCACUGUCGUCCUGCACUCAGUCUACCUGUGCUGUGUCAGGACCGUGGGGCUGCAGCGCCCGGCCGUGGCCAGUGCCUUCCGGGCCCUCCUGCUGCUAAUGCUGACGGCGCACGUCUCCUACCUGAGCCUCGUCCGCUUCGACUAUGGCUACAACCUGGCGGCCAACGUGGCUAUCGGCCUGGUGAACGCAGCGUGGUGGCUGACCUGGUGCCUGUGGAAUCGGCAGCGGCUGCCCCACGUGCGCAAGUGCAUCGUGGUGGUCCUGCUGCUGCAGGGGCUGUCCCUGCUCGAGCUGCUAGACUUCCCGCCUCUCUUCUGGGUCCUGGAUGCCCACGCCAUCUGGCACGUCAGCACCAUCCCUGUUCACGUCCUCUUCUUCAGCUUUCUGGAAGAUGACAGCCUCUACCUGCUGAAGGAGUCAGAGGCCAAGUUCAAACUGGACUGAAGGCCCUGGAAGCGGGUCUGCCCUCUUGGGGACUCUGUCCCUCCCUGCUGGCUCCCCUUCUUCCCGCCCCUCCCCACCCCAAUCCUUGAGAUGCCUUUUUUUCCUUUUAGCAUCUUGAACUUGGACAUGGAGGGUGUGGGACCAGAAUCAUGUAACCUGCCCACCCCCUUGCUCACCCCGACAUGGCCCUCACAGGUCUUGGCGUCGGUUCAGACCUGGCCUCGUAACAUCUGGGGCUGGAAAAUGGGCAACCCCUCUGGUCCCUGGAACUGAACUGGGCUGGAACUGUGUUCUCAGCUCCACCGAGAGGAGGGCUGCCUCUCCCUCCCCAUCAGCCUCCUCCUCCCAUCCCCUCACUGCCUGGGUGCUUCCCGGAACCCUCUGUCUAGCUGGGAGACCAGGUACCACAGGCCUUUGGGGAUAUAGUGGGGUCCCCUUCUGUUACCCCCGUGCCCUCCUCUGGGGCACCACUAGGUGGCACUAGAUGCUUGCUCUUUGGCUGCCCAAGUUUCAAGGCAGGUCCCAUUCUCCCCAUGGGAUCUAGAGGGACCAAGCUGUUGGGAUUGGGGAGCAGUCACACCCAGACUAUUGCCCCAGUCAGACCCCCAGGAGGCCUCACCACACUCCCUGUUCGGGGCCAGGACCCCAGAGAACCCAGGACAGGAAUCCCUCUGGCCCCUGUGUUGCUGUUCUGGUUGGGAGCCCGCACGUGAGUGUGUAAGGGAGACCAAGUGUGUAGGUGACGGGAUGGUGGACAUGGGCCUGGGGUGUGUGGGAUGCUGGGUGGGGCAGUGUGUGUGAGCGUUGGCCUUGUGCAGUGUGGAAAGUGGGGGUGUAUGUGAGUGGUUUUGAAGUGUGGUGUUGGGGGGUCGGCGGGUUAGUGUGGGUUAGGGGAACGUGCAGAGACUGAGAGGAAGUGCAGGGGAGUGUGAAUGCCACACGGUGGGGGGGAGAAUCAAAGCCAUUUACUGAGCACCAACCCUAUACACAGCCUCAGGCCAGGCAGAAAGCCAGGGUGUCCCCAAGAUCUGGCAGGGGUAAGGGCGUCCAGGCUGCAUGUGUGUAUGUGUGUUCCUUUCUUUUGCCCCCCUCUUUACGAACCUCACUGGGCUUCUGCACAACCUAAGAUCUCCCCCAGAAUCAGCCCCUUGGGAGGCAGAAGGAGGAAGAAAAAUGGGGAUCCUCCUCGCCUGGACAUGGUUGGCCAGCCCCUACCCCAGCGCCCUGCCUGCUAAGCCCCUUUGCCACUGCCUGACCCAGGGGAGGGAGGGGGCAGUCUGAGGGAGGAGGGGAGAAGCCUUUGGCUAGGUCUGGUUUCUGGUCUUGCCAGAGGCAGUCAGGGGCCGUGCUGUACCUACACCCUGGUAAAGGUGACCCCUGCCAGUUGCCAGCAGCCAUAGCACAUUCCUGCUCCACAAGGACAGAAUGUGGAGCUGCAGAAACUUUCCAUCCAAAGGCAGUCUCUGUGACGGGAGCAAGGGGUCUGGAUUGUUGCUUUUUCUCUGCCCUCUUGCCUCUCCCUGGGGGUAAGGGCGCUGAGCUAGGACUCCAACCUCAGGGACUUGGGUGACCUGUAACUUCUUUUGAUACUGAGAACUAUUUUAAGGUAGGAGGGUGGCAAGGGACAUUCUUAAUAAACCAAUUCUCAGACUCA
Messenger RNA from Kogia breviceps (pygmy sperm whale), 4058 nucleotides. RefSeq names its product post-GPI attachment to proteins phospholipase 3 (gene PGAP3). Gene Ontology annotation, molecular function: hydrolase activity, acting on ester bonds. Gene Ontology annotation, cellular component: endoplasmic reticulum membrane. The record is from RefSeq and is a predicted model, not a curated record. NCBI's taxonomy places the organism in Eukaryota, Metazoa, Chordata, Mammalia, Artiodactyla, Physeteridae. Gene Ontology annotation, biological process: GPI anchor biosynthetic process.